This is a messenger RNA of Arthroderma uncinatum, 1017 nucleotides long. Its product is annotated as GTP-binding protein GTR1. Gene Ontology annotation, cellular component: fungal-type vacuole membrane; nucleus; Gtr1-Gtr2 GTPase complex. The transcript has 2 exons. The coding region runs from base 1 to 1017 and encodes 338 amino acids. The record is from RefSeq and is a predicted model, not a curated record. Gene Ontology annotation, molecular function: GTP binding; GTPase activity. Gene Ontology annotation, biological process: cellular response to starvation; regulation of autophagy; positive regulation of TOR signaling. NCBI's taxonomy places the organism in Eukaryota, Fungi, Ascomycota, Eurotiomycetes, Onygenales, Arthrodermataceae.
AUGGAUAUGAAAAAGAAGAAGCGGAAGGUCCUGCUGAUGGGCAAAAGUGGCUCGGGGAAGUCCUCUAUGCGAUCGAUUAUAUUUAGCAACUACGUCGCAAAGGAUGUACGGCGGCUUGGGGCAACUAUCGACGUGGAACACAGUCAUGUCAAGUUCAUUGGAAACUUGACUCUGAAUCUAUGGGACUGUGGAGGACAAGACGCGUUCAUGGAAACCUACCUGGCCUCGCAGAGAGAGAAUAUAUUUUCCGACGUGGCGGUGCUGGUAUACGUCUUCGAUAUCGAAUCCCGCGAAGUCGAACGUGACCUAGAUACUUACGGCUCCAUCAUGGGCGCACUCCAAGAAUUCAGUCCAAAUGCCUACGUCUUCUGUCUCAUCCAUAAGCUCGAUCUAAUCCAGACGGAGCAUCGAAGACGAAUAUGCGAGGAACGUUCAGCUCUGAUUCGUGCUCGAUCGGGUUCGUUUACAAUCGAUACCUUCGGCAGCAGUAUAUGGGACCAGUCCUUGUAUAAAGCUUGGGCGGGGAUUGUGCAUAAACUUAUUCCUAACCUUACUGUCAUAGAACGGUUCUUGACUGCGUUUGCAGCGAAAAUUGAUGCGGAAGAAGUGGUCCUGUUUGAACGAUCGACGUUUUUAACCAUCACAUCUGUGACGUCCGAGAUUGGCAAAUUAAAUCCUAUAUAUGAUCGCCAUGAACGGCUAUCGAAUAUCAUGAAGGCGUUCAAGCACUGUGCUGCGAGGAAUACACAUACUACCCCUGCAUCGGCGAGUUUUCUGGUUAUGCACACCAAAACUCCACAGUUCAACGUGUUCUUAGGCCUGUUUACCGAUAACACCUACAUACUUGUUGUGAUACCGCCUGGCGAGGCCGCAUAUAACUGUGCAGUUAUGAAUACGAUGCUGGCGCGGGAAGGGUUUGCUAAAGGAUCCUCAGGUGGCAGCAGUGAUGGGUUCCCGCUUUCAUAUUCUGACACUCCGGGUAGCGUACCGAACGGGCACACUACAGGACUUGGUUGA